AUGGAUGUAGAAACUGGAAUUGAUGGCGAUGAUCAUCAACUGAAAAGUGGCGUGUCUAUAUUUGCGGAUGUGUAUUACAAGAUUCCAAAUGCCUAUAGCCGUUCACCGCUUAAUGAAGGCCUCCCCCAAAGAGCACCAACCAUCCCGAAAAGUGAUCGAUGUAGGCUCGUUAUUCCAUACUUGAACGAAGACGACGACGCGACGCCUAGAACGGCCACGCUCGUCCUCGGCUCGCCUAGCGUAAACCCACCUAAAGAAAAUGUAAACAUAUUUAUCUCCCCUUGA
This is a messenger RNA of Arctia plantaginis, 285 nucleotides long. The record is from the annotation of a GenBank genome assembly. NCBI's taxonomy places the organism in Eukaryota, Metazoa, Arthropoda, Insecta, Lepidoptera, Erebidae.